CCCUGGUCAGGGGGCGCCUGAAGAUUUUCUUUCCUGUCGGAGACUCCAAAUCAGAUAAAUAGAAAAAAAAGCUAUCCAAGAUGACUGUCACUUACUCCAGUAAGGUAGCCAAUGCGACUUUUUUUGGAUUUCAUAGGUUACUCCUCAAGUGGAGAGGCAGCAUCUACAAACUACUGUACAGGGAGUUUAUUGUUUUUGCUGUUUUUUACACAGCAAUAAGUUUGGUGUACAGAUUGUUACUUACAGGAGCCCAAAAACGUUACUUUGAAAAAUUAUCAAUUUACUGUGACAGAUAUGCUGAACAAAUUCCAGUAACCUUUGUGCUUGGGUUCUAUGUUACUCUGGUGGUGAACCGAUGGUGGAACCAGUUUGUGAACCUGCCCUGGCCAGACAGGCUGAUGUUCCUCAUCUCCAGCAGCGUGCACGGCAGGGACGAGCGCGGGCGCCUGCUCCGGAGGACCCUGAUGCGCUAUGUCAAUCUCACGUCCCUGCUCAUCUUCCGCUCGGUGAGCACCGCUGUGUACAAAAGGUUCCCAACGAUGGACCACGUGGUGGAAGCAGGUUUUAUGACAACAGAUGAAAGAAAAUUAUUUGACCACCUCAAGUCUCCUCAUCUGAAAUAUUGGGUUCCAUUCAUCUGGUUUGGAAAUCUGGCAGCUAAAGCCCGGAAGGAAGGCAGAAUCAGAGACAGUGUUGAUCUGCAAUCAUUGAUGACUGAAAUGAACCGAUACCGCUCUUGGUGCAGCCUCUUGUUCGGUUAUGACUGGGUUGGGAUCCCGCUGGUUUACACCCAGGUUGUCACUCUGGCUGUCUACACCUUCUUUUUUGCGUGCCUGAUCGGACGCCAGUUUUUGGAUCCCACCGAAGGCUACGCUGGGCAUGACUUAGAUCUUUACAUUCCAAUCUUUACUCUCCUACAAUUCUUCUUCUACGCCGGAUGGCUCAAGGUGGCUGAGCAGCUCAUCAACCCUUUCGGAGAAGAUGAUGAUGAUUUUGAAACGAACUGGUGCAUUGACAGAAAUUUGCAGGUCUCUCUUUUGGCUGUGGAUGAAAUGCACAUGAGCUUACCCAAGAUGAAGAAAGACAUUUACUGGGACGAUUCCGCUGCUCGCCCCCCAUAUACACUGGCAGCUGCUGACUACUGCAUACCCUCAUUUCUGGGGUCAACAGUCCAAAUGGCGCUGUCUGGGUCCGACUUGCCCGGCGAGGAGUGGCUGGACUACGAGAAGCACGGCCACCGCCACUCCAUGAUCAGGCGGGUCAAGAGGUUCCUGAGCGCCCACGAGCACCCGGGCAGCCCGCGCGGCAGGCGCUACGCCCGGCAGGCCAGCGAGAGCUCCGCCUUCUUCCCGCCCGGCGACCUCAGCCCCGCCAGGGACCUCCUGGACGUGCCGGCCCGGAGACCCCGCCGCGCCCCCAAGCACCUCGCCCCCGACGGGAGCCCCGCGCUGCACGCCAGCCUGGGCGAGCUGUCCACCAUCAGGGAGACCAGCCGCGCCAGCACCUUGCAGAGCCUGACGCCGCAGACCAGCCUGCGGGCCUCCCCGGUCAAGAUGCCGCAGGUCCCCGAGGUGCGGAUCACCGCCCCGGGGCCCGCGGCCGAGGACCUGGGCGACUCCACCGCCUCCAUCCAGAGCUUCGAGUUCACCGGGGUGCAGCCCAGCGGCCCCGGGCAGCCCGGCGACCCCCUGAGGCUGAGGGUGCUCCCCUCGGGGGAGGGGACGCCUCCCCGAGGCCCCAGUCCCCAGGCUGUCUCCGCCCAAGCGGAGCCGGACCUGUUCCCGUUCGCCCCUGGGGAGGACCCUUUCGCCAACGACUCGUUCCCCAAAAGGUGGAGCCUCCCGGGCUUCCUGGAGUCCAGCCACACCUCCCUGGAGGCCCGGGGGCUGGAGCCCGCCGACCCCGAGCCGCCCCUGUUGCUCGACACAGAAACGUCCUCCGAGACCAGUGGCAUCAACUUUGUGGCUGGCCCGCGAGCCUCCCCCGACCUGCUGUACCUGAUGGAAACCCUGGACACCCAGGAAACGGACAUCGUAGAGUUCAACCACGAGCGGACGGACGGGUCGCCCGGAGGAAAGCCAGCCAGCUCCAGGACCUAG
This is a messenger RNA of Eptesicus fuscus (big brown bat), 2099 nucleotides long. RefSeq names its product bestrophin 3 (gene BEST3). The record is from RefSeq and is a predicted model, not a curated record. Gene Ontology annotation, molecular function: chloride channel activity. The transcript is spliced from 10 exons. Bases 81 to 2099 code for a protein of 672 amino acids. Lineage: Eukaryota; Metazoa; Chordata; Mammalia; Chiroptera; Vespertilionidae.